Messenger RNA from Symbiodinium sp. CCMP2456, 1917 nucleotides. NCBI's taxonomy places the organism in Eukaryota, Dinophyceae, Suessiales, Symbiodiniaceae. The record is from the annotation of a GenBank genome assembly.
AUGAACAUCGCUAGCGACGAAGUGGAUGCGGAGGCUGGUGAGGAUGAUGGUGCAGACGCUCUUCCUUUCGCUCUUGUGUUGGAUGAUGGCAUGCCACGGCUGAAGCGGCAGCGUUGCGAGCCUUCUGCGAGUUCUGGUAGUUUUGUGCCAGAGUCAGACGAGUCAGAUGCCUUGGCCGCAGCAGCUUCGGCGUUCCAGGCAGCGAGGUCAGCGGUGCCAUUGGUCCGCAAAGGCCCCAGGUCCGUUCAAGAAGCCUUCAGGUGGCCAGAGACAAAGCUUGAUCAAGUGUGCAAAGAUCCAAAUCGCGAGCAUCGCUUGAGGUCGUUGCUUGAACAUGGUGUGUUGGCUUCCUCAGACUUCAGCGGCAUGGGUGGCGAUCGAGAGAUCAUGCGCCAGCUGGGCUUGGUGAUGCAAGCCCGUCAGUGGCCCCUGGACGCCGCCGCUCGCUUCAGGCAUGUGCGUGCUUGUGACAUUGGGAGAUUGCAGCGAACCGUGUUGUCCUACAUGUCAAUGAACCAUGAUGACUUUGGAAGCUGCGUGACUGGUGACUUGAUGGAACGCUUGCCAAGCACGUUCCUUGAAACCAUAAGUGAUAUGCAGCCUUCAGAGGGAGACGAUGUGGACACCUGCGUGCGCAAGAACUCGUUGAUUGACUCUUUCAUCAAAGAAAACCGUGCAGAGAUAUUUGCUGGCAGCGCGUCUUAUUGCUAUGUGCAUGACAACAUGUGCUUGACUGAUCGUGGCUUGCACUUGCAGGACGAGCAAAGCCAAGUGCCCUUACGUGUGAACCUUGCUGGCACCACCUGUGUCGGCUGGUCAGCAGUUGGCUCCAGGAAAGGGUUUGGGCACACGUCGGAAGUCGCGCACAGUGUGUGGCUGAAUGAGAGGCUGCACAACGCCGAGGCUUUGAAGGAGGAUAUGUUCAUACAUGAAUGCACCAUGCUGUAUCCAGCCCAAGAAAAGCUUGCCGAUCCUUUGUCGGAGACGCAUGUAGUGCUCAGCAUCAAGACAGGACCCCAGUCCCAGGGCUUCCCAUCGUCUCGCAACCGAACUUUGUCUGCAGGCCUCUCCAAAGCCACGACAAUCUGGAUGGGCCCUACAGCUCCAGACCUGUUGCAGCGAGACUUCGACAGCAUCUUUGCUACAACUAUGGAGCUUUCCGGAAAUAUCUUUUUUCUGGAGGACGAUGAAACUCAAAGACGGUGCAACAUAGACAAGGCUGUGUGUCAGCGAGGUAGAAACCGUCUUGUGUUGCAAUCCCUCAACCGUUGGGACCUGCUCCAGAGUUGCUUAGCCCCUGGUGCAGCAACCCGGCUUCGGGAGUAUGAUGAGAAGCGUGCAAACCGUGUUGAUCCUGAAGGAGCUUUCCUCGCAGACGUGGAGCACUGGCCGGGGCAGUGCUUGGGUUCGGGAGGGCCCCUGUUUCCUUGCCAGUUGAAGCAUGGAACUGUUGUGAGUUGGCAGCAUCAGCGUGCGGCGACUGGUAUGGAGCAUCUUGCUGCGCAGGGAUACCAUGUCUUCGACGUCGUGGGGCCAAAGACCCCACUUUACAGCCUUCUUUCCACACUUGAUGAUUGCAAGCUGAAGCAAUUGAGCGGCAAUGGCUGGUCGCUACCUGCCGUGUGUGCUUGGAUGCUCUAUGUGUGGAGCAACACAUGCAAGCGCCCUCCAAGUUCCUUGCUCCGUUUCCUUGCAUGCUCGCGAAUCAGGUCGGGAUCAGAUGAUGAUGAUGUUGAUGAUGGACAGAUCGGUGUAGGUUGUUCCCAGCCGGAGCCGGAUGCGGAAGCAUGCGGUCUGGAUGCUGCAAACGAAGUGCCGGAGCAGGUGAAUAGUUCAGAUUCAGAUGCUGAUGUUCAUGCAAGCUUGGUGACCAGUUUGGUGUACCAGGAAGAAGAUGAUUUCGCCCCGCAGACGUGA